Molecule: messenger RNA, 1233 nt
Organism: Trichomonas vaginalis G3
Lineage: Eukaryota; Parabasalia; Trichomonadida; Trichomonadidae
Product: dolichyl-phosphate-mannose-protein mannosyltransferase protein
Exons: 1
Coding region: 1-1233 (410 amino acids)
Biological process (GO): protein O-linked glycosylation via mannose
Cellular component (GO): membrane
Molecular function (GO): dolichyl-phosphate-mannose-protein mannosyltransferase activity
Source: RefSeq, a predicted model, not a curated record
AUGGCUUAUAUAGCAAAAUUAGGCGAAUACGAUGGCGAAAUCGAUUUCGAAAAAUUAUACGGCAAUCAAUACGACAGACCGGACUUUGUUAUAAUAAGAAUGGUUCCUGCGCUAUUUUCAUCAUUAUGCUCUCCAUUAAUUUACUUAACAAUGCGUUUUGUUAGUUUUUCAAAAUUUGCAUCAUUUGUUUCAGCAUUUUUCAUCAUAUUCGACACAUCAUUACUUACAGAGCAGAGAUUUAUACUUAGUGAUGGAAUGUUGCACUUCUUUACAUGUCUUUUUUUGGCGGUCUCAUCAUAUACUAGUCAAUUAAAGGCAUAUUCAGCCAGAUGGGAUAGAUUUAUGAUAUACACAGCGAUAACUCUCGGUUUCGCAUGCAGCUGUAAAAAUACUGCCUGGGGAUUGUGUUUUUACAUCGCAUUUAUUGAAAUUAACAACACAUUUCGAUAUAGAAAAGCAUUAGAUCCAGAUUCUAUAUUUGAUGUUAUAUAUAGAGGAUGCCAUCAUCUUGGUGGCUUCAUUGCUGUUUAUCUUUUGACGUUUUUUGUUCAUUUUAUUGUUUUACCAUACAAUGGCCAAGGAACUGGAUAUAUUCCAGACAUGAUGAGGCGCCAAUUAGUGAAUAAGAAUGCAGAACCCGCUCAGUUAUGGGCAAAAAGGCUUCGUUAUCCGGAAUUAUUUUUCAGAUCAGUUACAUUAGCCGUAAACAUGCACAUAGGCAAUAUGGGAAUCACGCAGUUCCAUCCAUAUCAAAGCAGACCGGGUGGAUGGCCGUUUUUGACUGAUUGUUGGGUCGCAUUUUGGGGUAAAGGUGAUUCAGAAGUAAAUUGUAUGGGAAAUGUGUUUAUUUACUACAUAGGAUUCUUUUCUAUGGUGUUAUCAUUGUUAUUUGUCAAAUCAUUCAACUACAGAACUUCAUUAAAUUUUGUUGUUGGAUAUCUUUUCUCAUACUUACCAUUCUUCUUAAUUCCGCGUUCAGUAUACCUUUACCAUUACUUGAUUCCACUCAUGUUCCUCUGCUGUCUGACAGGAACGUUUUUAGACCUUGCAUUUCCUCCAAAGAUCAAAGGAAUUGUUGGCGCUGCUUUUUGUUUAUUAGCUUUGUUUGGGUUCUAUCUUUGGUCACCAUUUUCUUACGGAACUCCACACUUUGACCAGGAAAUCUCAGUUUGGACCGACAAUUGGAUUUAUGGUGAUAAGUAUCAUCGUGAAUUAUCCAAAAAGAAUAGAUAA